Molecule: messenger RNA, 360 nt
Organism: Pseudocercospora fijiensis CIRAD86
Lineage: Eukaryota; Fungi; Ascomycota; Dothideomycetes; Mycosphaerellales; Mycosphaerellaceae
Exons: 3
Coding region: 1-360 (119 amino acids)
Biological process (GO): translation
Cellular component (GO): ribosome; mitochondrion; small ribosomal subunit
Molecular function (GO): structural constituent of ribosome; RNA binding
Source: RefSeq, a predicted model, not a curated record
AUGGUGUUCAUCUUCGGCGUCAACUUUCGAGAGUCCGCUCUCGUAGCGCGCUCCUUACAAUCCUUCUAUGGCAUUGGCCCAAAAGUCUGCGAGAGGCUGAUGGCACGCUUUCACAUCCACAAGACUGCAAAGGUCGGCUCGUUGAAGGACAGACAAGUGAACGAUCUGGCAGGAGAGCUGAGUACGAUGACAUUGGAGAACGAUCUGCGGCGGCAAUUGCAGGACAACAUCAAGCGAUUACGAGACAUGGGCGCAUACAGAGGGAGACGGCAUGCCAUGGGCUUGCCGGUGCGGGGACAGAGGACGAGGACCCAGAUCAUGACAGCCAGAAAGCUGAAUCGCGUGGAGAGGAGAGGGUGA